This is a messenger RNA of Physcomitrium patens, 1918 nucleotides long. RefSeq names its product enolase. Gene Ontology annotation, cellular component: phosphopyruvate hydratase complex. The record is from RefSeq and is a predicted model, not a curated record. Gene Ontology annotation, molecular function: phosphopyruvate hydratase activity; magnesium ion binding. NCBI's taxonomy places the organism in Eukaryota, Viridiplantae, Streptophyta, Bryopsida, Funariales, Funariaceae. Gene Ontology annotation, biological process: glycolytic process.
CACCGGAGGUCUGCCUCCAACGCCUUCAUAAGGCAAAAGCCUUCUUCUUGACCAUUCGGGAUUACGAGGUAUUCGCAGCGAUUUUGAUUGUUGGGUUUCGUUUGUUUGGUUAUUUUGUUUCUGGUUUCGUGGAGAAUUUUUUUGGGUUCGGUUCUUGAGGUUGAGAAUGGCGACCAUCCAGUCAAUCAAGGCGCGCGCCAUUUAUGACAGCCGUGGCAACCCCACUGUCGAGGCGGACAUCCACUUGUCCGAUGGAUCGUGGUAUCGAGCUGCAGUGCCCAGUGGUGCUUCCACUGGUGUCUACGAAGCGUUGGAAUUGCGUGAUGGAGGAAAGGAUUACAUGGGAAAGGGUGUGCAGAAGGCAGUCGACAACGUGAACAAAAUCAUCGGCCCUGCCCUUGUCGGAAAGGACCCCACAAACCAAACUGCAAUCGACAACUUCAUGGUUCACGAACUUGACGGUACCCAAAACGAGUGGGGAUGGUGCAAGCAGAAGCUGGGAGCGAACGCUAUUCUAGCAGUGUCACUGGCUGUGUGCAAGGCUGGUGCUGGAGUUUCGAAGACUCCACUUUACCAGCACAUUGCCAACCUGGCUGGCAACAAGGAAAUCGUGAUGCCAGUGCCCGCUUUCAACGUGAUCAACGGUGGAUCUCAUGCUGGCAACAAGCUCGCCAUGCAGGAAUUUAUGAUUUUGCCCACUGGCGCAUCUUCCUUCAAGGAAGCCAUGAAGAUUGGUUCUGAGGUUUACCAUAACUUGAAGGCUGUAAUUAAGAAAAAGUAUGGACAAGAUGCUACAAACGUUGGUGAUGAGGGUGGUUUCGCUCCUAACAUUCAGGAUAACAGAGAAGGUCUUGAAUUGCUGAAGACUGCCAUUGCGAAGGCUGGCUACACGGACAAGGUGGUGAUCGGAAUGGACGUUGCAGCCUCUGAAUUUUACAACGAGAAGGACAAGUUGUACGACUUGAACUUCAAGGAAGAUAACAACGACGGCAGCUCAAAGCUGAAUGGAGACGAAUUCAUUAAGUUGUACGAGUCUUUUGUGGAGGAGUACCCUAUUCUCUCGAUUGAGGACCCCUUUGACCAAGAUGACUGGGCUCAUUACAGCAAGAUUAACGAGCUGAUGGGCGACAAGGUGCAAAUCGUCGGUGACGACUUGCUGGUCACUAACCCAAAGCGUGUGGCUCAUGCCAUCCAGCACAAGGCAUGCAACGCCCUUCUUCUGAAGGUGAACCAGAUUGGGUCAGUUACAGAAAGUAUCGAAGCUGUGGUUAUGGCGAAGAAAGCGGGGUGGGGUGUGAUGACGAGCCACCGCAGUGGAGAGACGGAGGACAGCUUUAUUGCAGACCUUGCCGUGGGGCUUUCAACAGGUCAAAUCAAGACCGGAGCGCCAUGCCGAUCUGAGAGAUUGUCCAAGUACAACCAGCUUCUGAGGAUUGAGGAGGAGCUUGGUGACAAGGCUGUCUAUGCCGGUCUCAAGUUCCGCAAGCCUGCUGAGCCAUACUAGAGUCCUAGCACCUGUUCCGCAUCUAAUCAUGCUUGAUUUUUGGGGAUGUACACGUGUGAUUGUGAGUCACUACGUGCUGUUGACGUGAACCAGUUGUAUUCAGCCUACUUUUGAUGAGUUGAUCAAUAAUAUUACCAAAUCGAACACAUCUAUAUGGUAUUGGAUGCACUAAUACCAAAUGCUUUUAGUGUCCACGCUGUUUCGUGGUCCGGCUGUGGCGUGGAUGAGGAGUUGCGCUCAAGCAGCAGGGGAUCUUAGCCCAGCAGAUCUGAGACUUCUUGUUUUCGAUCGAAGUAGAUCCCUUCAGUGUCACUGAAAAUAGAACAACGGAAUAGGAGGAUCGUCUCACUCAUAUUGUAUACGAGAUAUAGUCAUAAUUCCGUUUACAAUUAGCAGCUUCAAUUGAGCCUGUCA